Messenger RNA from Elaeis guineensis (African oil palm), 1109 nucleotides. Its product is annotated as E3 ubiquitin-protein ligase ATL41. The record is from RefSeq and is a predicted model, not a curated record. Lineage: Eukaryota; Viridiplantae; Streptophyta; Magnoliopsida; Arecales; Arecaceae.
ACUCUCAAAAAUUUUCCUUCCCCACCACCAUUCACCACCCACCCCACGCGCUCACCCACCCCCCUUCACCGAUCCGUUCAUCAAUUUAGCGAUCCGCCCACACCCUCCGAGGCCGUCAUCAAUUACCUCCUUUGGAUCCUCGUUUAGAUAGUCCUCUCGAAACCAAGGUUCAGAGAAUGCCCAAAAGAAUCACUCCUUCCAAUUCUCCUCGGAGAAGAAUCUUCUCCGAAUUGCCCUUCCGUGCCUCCUGAAAUCCUUGACCUGGCUCGAGAGAAGUUUUGUCUUGUACGUGCGUGCCGAGGAGAACCAGUGGGGAUUUGGAUGGAUUUGGGAGGAGAGAAGACACGUGUUGCUUGGUUUUCUAAAUGCACCAGCACUGUCUAGCAGUGGCAGCCUUUUGCUUCUCGGAUGAAAAGCUACGGGAGCGGGUGGAAAAGCCAGCUGGAAUGACUAAUAGACUUCUCGGCAUCGCGACGCAGAUCAUGGUGAUGGCGAUCGUGGUCUCCGUCGUCCUGCUCUUCGUCGGCGUCGGAAUUCUGGUGCUCAUCCACGUCUGCGUCGUCGGGAGGGCCUUCCGAGGCCUCGGCGCCGCCGCAAGACCCGACCGGAGCAGCGACGCCAGCAAUGGCCUGUCGGCCGACGAAUUGGGGAACCUGCCUUGCUAUGACUUCGAGCCUGGGGAGAAGGGGAGCGGCGCAAUUGAAUGCGCCGUGUGCUUGGAGAGCUUCAAGAGGGGAGAUAGGUGUAGGUUGUUACCCGUUUGCAAGCACAGCUUUCAUGCCCAGUGUGUGGAUUCUUGGUUGUUGAGGUCCCCAAUCUGCCCCAUGUGCCGGACCAGUGCCGAUCGCCGGAAGGGCUGCGAGGACCCGAGAGAUGGCGAGGUGGUGAUGGUGGGGAUUUCGUUCUAGGGAACUCUUGAGAGGUGGUAAAAACAUAUUCAAGUAACAAAGCAAUUGGUUGUAACAGAAAGAUUUGAGUUUGAAAAGAGAGACAGCAAGAGUCAUUGCCAUGUGCAUUUAAGGAACAUCUCCGGUCAGGAUUUAUGUCAAGGUAUAUGCUUAUCUGAUUGUUCCAUAUGGAGCAUUUUCUGAUUACAUUCUGUUGAUGUA